This is a messenger RNA of Strigops habroptila (Kakapo), 9266 nucleotides long. It is a transcript of the gene ZNF827, whose product is annotated as zinc finger protein 827. Gene Ontology annotation, biological process: regulation of transcription by RNA polymerase II. The transcript is spliced from 14 exons. The record is from RefSeq and is a predicted model, not a curated record. Gene Ontology annotation, cellular component: nucleus. Lineage: Eukaryota; Metazoa; Chordata; Aves; Psittaciformes; Psittacidae. The coding region runs from base 430 to 3660 and encodes 1076 amino acids. Gene Ontology annotation, molecular function: RNA polymerase II transcription regulatory region sequence-specific DNA binding; DNA-binding transcription factor activity, RNA polymerase II-specific.
CGCCGCCGCUGCCCUUUGAUCCCGGCGUUAGUGUUAGUUAGGGGCCGGGAGGCGCGCGGGGCGCAGCCCUCGGCACCGCCGCGCCAGCCCUCGCCCCGGCACGGCGCCCGCUCGCCCGCCGGGAACACAUCCCCGGCCGCUGAGGGAUACUGCGACCGGGGACAAGCCAGGUGCACGACCGGGUUGGGGGGGUGGGGGGUGAGAGGAGAGGGGAAAAAAAGAAAGAAAGAGAGAGGGGAGAGGGAGCCCUUCGCGGUGGCUCCGGGAAAACCGGCUUCAGACCCCGUUCCCCCGGCGAAGAGGGAAAACCCGCCCCGGUUAGCAGCUCCCCCGGGGGCCCCGGCUUUGUGCCUGUCUGUCCCCCCCCCCCUCCCGGUCUUAUUUGAUCUCCCGUUAAACCAAGGAGGAGAAUGUGAAAAAAGGGGGAAAAUGCCCAGGAGGAAGCAGGAGCAGCCCAAGCGCCUCUCUUCACAUGGUACCAGACAGGAAGAAGUGGAAGGUGAACUCAGUGAAGAAGAACGCUGGUUUGGAAAUUCUUCAGAAACUCCUUCAGAGGCAUCGUAUGGAGAAGUCCAGGAGAACUUUAAGUUGUCUCUUGAGGACAGGAUCCAAGAGCAGUCCACUUCCCCAGAUACUUCUUUGGGAAGUGCAACUCCUAGCAGCAACACAGCGGAGCUGGGAUCCAUUGAAAAUGAGGCACUAAGAGACACACUACAGAGCAAAGAGCACCUUUCUCCUGAUGUGUCUUCUCUUUGUGAAGAAGAACCUCCUGGUCCAAAUAAGCCACUGAGUAGUAACUUGAGGCGGCUGCUGGAGGCUGGCUCCCUCAAGCUGGAUACUGCUGUUACAGUCAAUGGCAGAGUUGAGUCCCCCGUAAAUCUUGGCUCAGACCUUUCCUUCUCUCCACCUGCUCAUCAUGCCCAGCAGCUAAGUGUUCUUGCCAGAAAGCUUGCUGAGAAACAGGAACAAAGUGACCAAUACAAUGCAGGUAGUCACUUUAUAUGGAAUCAAGGUAAGUGGUUGCCAAAUUCAACCACCACCUGUGGUUUGUCCCCUGAUUCAGCUAUCCUGAAACUGAAAGCUGCAGCCAAUGCUGUUCUGCAGGACAAAUCUCUGUCAAGGACUGAAGACACUAUAAGAUUUGAAUCCUUUUCCUCACCUUUUAGUUCUCAGUCAGCCAGCUCCACAUUAGCAGCUUUGUCUAAGAAAGUGAGUGAAAGAAGCAUGACUCCUGGGCAGGAGCACCCACCUCCAGCUAGUUCUUUCCUUUCUCUGGCUUCCAUGACCUCUUCAGCUGCCCUUCUCAAGGAGGUUGCUGCAAGGGCUGCAGGCACCCUGUUGGCUGAAAAGAAGAAAUCACUGGUUGCUGAGGAUCCCCUGCAGCUUUCAGAGUUGAAGCAAGAGAAAGCAACUCCACCACAGUCUUUGGAAUUACUGUUACUGCCAGUCCCUAAGGGAAGAGCAUCUAAACCCGCUACUACAGCCUCAGAAGAAGAAGGAGGAAAACCUUUCCAGUGUCCAAUCUGUGGUUUGGUUAUCAAGAGGAAGAGUUACUGGAAACGGCACAUGGUGAUUCAUACAGGUUUGAAAAGUCAUCAGUGUCCACUCUGUCCAUUUCGCUGUGCACGCAAGGACAAUCUCAAAUCACACAUGAAGGUUCAUCAGCACCAAGACAGGGGUGAGACCUUUCAAUGCCAGCUAUGCCCUUUUACCUCCUCCCGCCACUUCAGCCUGAAACUUCAUAUGCGUUGCCAUCAACAUUUCCUCAGGACAGAACCCAAAGUGAAGGAGGAAAUACCAGAAACUGAGGUGAAGGGGUCACCACAGAGAAAUAGUGACUCCUGCCCGGGACCACAGAGGGAAGGAGGUGGACCUGAACUUACAGGAUCAGCAUCUGUAUCUAAAACACCUGAUGUGGCUGGGCAGCCUAGUGGAGGUAUUCCACCUUUACUAGUGAAAGAAGAGCCCAAAGAUGACAAUGGCAUAUCAGCUGCACCUUUUGCUCUUAGCACUGUUGACAGAGCGCCCAACAACACAAAGCUGAAAGACUCCUCUGACUUUGUGGCCAAUACAGCAUCAGCACUAUUCAGCCAAGACAUCUCUGUCAAGAUGGCAUCAGAUUUUCUUAUGAAGCUGUCAGCUGCAAAUCAAAAAGAGCCCUUGACUCCUAAAUUUAAAGUGAAAGAGGAGCCUACAGAUGAAGAAGCUCCAAGUUCAGCCUUGUCUCAGUCCAGCUAUGUGUUCAGCCAGGAACCUGAAGCCUCAGCUCCAAACAUCCCUGAGGAGAAACUCAAACCACAGGAAGCACAGGCAAAUGUAAUGAGGCAGGACAUGUCAGUCAAGGCAGCAUCUGAGCUCCUCAUGAAGCUCUCAGCUGAGAGUUACAAGGAAACCCAGAUGGUAAAGAUAAAGGAAGAACCAAUGGAAGUUGACAUUCAUGAUUCGCAGGCUUCAGUGUCACCCAGCCAACCCAGCCAGAAUGUUGGCUACAGCACUUUAUUAGGGCGAGACAUUAGUGAACACGUACAGAAGGCACCAGAAGGCCGUGUGCUCCCAGAAAGAAAUCUGUUCAGCCAAGACAUAUCAGUGAAGAUGGCAUCUGAGCUGCUCUUCCAGUUAUCAGAAAAGGUGAGCAAAGAGCACAACCACAAUAAAGAUAACACCAUCAGAACUACAACCAGCCCUUUCUUUUCUGAAGACACAUUUAGACAAUCACCGUUCACUUCCAACUCGAAAGAUCUCCUGCCUAAUGACACUACUCUUCAUGGAAGGACAUCUGCACCAGAAACAGAAAAGCUGGGGCUGGAGGUGGGAAAUGGAUUGCCAUCUUGGAAAUUUAACGACCAGCUCUUUCCCUGUGACGUUUGUGGAAAAGUGUUUGGUCGACAGCAAACUCUGUCCCGGCAUCUCUCACUGCACACAGAAGAGAGAAAGUACAAAUGCCACUUGUGCCCCUAUGCUGCUAAGUGCCGUGCUAAUCUGAACCAGCACCUGACCGUCCAUUCUGUGAAGCUGGUGAGUACAGACACUGAGGACAUUGUCAGCGCUGUCACUUCUGAAGGCAGCGAUGGAAAGAAGCACCCUUAUUACUACAGCUGUCACGUGUGUGGGUUUGAGACCGAGAUGAAUGUCCAGUUUGUCAGUCAUAUGUCCCUCCAUGUGGAUAAAGAGCAGUGGAUGUUCUCCAUUUGCUGCACAGCGUGUGAUUUUGUCACCAUGGAAGAGGCAGAUAUGAAGGCUCAUGUCAACAGCAAGCACACAGCUGAAGAGAGGAAGACACCCAGUGAAUCUAACAGUCCAUCUUCAUCUUCGCUGUCAGCACUGAGUGACUCUGCCAACAGCAAAGAAGAUGCAGAUAUAACUCCAAAAAACAAGGGUUCAAACAACCUGCUAGUCAUUUCGGUAGUGCCUGGUAGUCAGACCUCAGUGAACACUGAAGAGAAGUCAGAGAAAGGCUUUGAAUGUGUUUUCUGUAACUUUGUCUGCAAAACGAAAAACAUGUUUGAGCGCCAUCUGCAAAUCCACCUGAUCACACGGAUGUUCGAGUGUGAUGUGUGCCACAAGUUCAUGAAGACACCUGAACAGUUACUGGAGCACAAGAAAUGCCACACUGUCCCCACCGGUGGGCUCAAGCAUCCAGAAGAGCCUGAAGAGAUCUAAGUAAAUUGUAUUUUUCUGUCUCCUGUUUGCUGUGGGGGAAGAGGAAAAAAUAUGAUUCCUCCUGCUCCAGGUCAAAAUCUGAGAUUCUGAUCCAGAGAGCACCCAGCCCAGGAGAGGUAUGUGUGCACAGACAGCUGAGUCCUCUUGCAGUAGAGCCGAUCACGUUAGCAGCCUCAGUGCCAGGCUCCCUCUCUGGAUCAGAGUACUUGAUGUGCAUCGGGAAAAGGGUCUGGAUGUUUUAGUAUCCGUUUGUCCUCCCGUAUUACUUAAUAUGCUCUUGAUUGGCAGGUAAUUAAUAUUACACCUGUAUGUGCAACCAGUGGUAGCAAGGGAAAACACACACGGAGAGAGAGGAUCUCUGCUAGGGGAUGAUGCGAAAUGCCAGAACACAAUUGGCAGGCCUGCUUUACUGUUAAUGCGCAUCAGUGGCAGUGGAAACACUUGUAAGACAGCAGCCAGGUGCUGUAAUUACACUUGUAUUUCUUCAUCUAGACCUGCUCUUUUAGCUCACCAGUUAGCUGCGGAACAGAGGCGGCUUUGUUUAGCACAGCAGAGAUCCCUGGCAGGUAGCUGUCCUCACCAACUUCCUCUCAGCUACGUCAAGCAACAGCGGGUGUGUUUGGGAUUUGUUGGUGUCCAGGCUUGUUCAGCUCGGGCUUCCUUCCAAGCUUUCAAGCUUCCCUCUUCCAGCCUUCUAGGCCCUUCCUGGUUCAGGAACCAGGGGUGAGGCCCUUUGCCAUGUCCACCCCGGUCCGGAUGCUUGCCGCUGUGAGUAAGCAGAGCCCACAUCCUGUUCCCACACAUGAACAAUUCCUGUCAUGGCAGGGGCAGCUGUAGGCAAAUGCUGCCAAGGACAGGCCCCCUUUGAGCAUGGCUAGAUCCAACUCCCAGAAAUGAGAAUCCCUACAGCUCAUCCUAACAGACUGGCUUUCAGCUGCUCCUAGCAGGAUACCCAGCAAACUUAUUGUUCAAAGUCACAUAAGAGGAAUUUCCUAAGCUUUUGCUGUACAUGUGGUAUUACAAGUUUAUUCCAUCUUUACUUAAACAGCUGCUUUCAUACUCAUCUGUAAACACUCACUUUAAACCACUUCUUAACGGAAAAAAUGGCCAAAGUGACUUCGUGCAGAUACUAGGAAUGUCGUUACACAAAGUACCUGUGAAUCAAUCACCCACUCUGCACUACCCGGCCUGCUUUGCAGAAUCUUCCCCAUCAAGGUAAGCCAGAAGAUUAAAGGGAUGCUCCUUCAGCGUGAAUCAGUGUUUCCCUAGGAACGCGUGAGUGCUGUUGCCACUGGAUGGGCAAAACUCCUCUAAGUAGAAAUGUGUCAGGGUGAGCCGAGUAUUCGAAGGAGGCUCCGCAGGGAGAACUGAGUGCCUUUUUGCUCUUCUUCAGUAGGUCAGAGAGGGGUUGAGUGACAGGGUUAAACCAGGAAUGCAGGUCUUCUAGCUGAGUGACUUCUCUUUUCUCUGUCCAUGCCUUUCCUUGCUGUGUUGCCAGGUGCCCAUUCUGCAUCUACUCCACUAACCGCCCCGCAGCGAUGGAGUGCCACCUGAAGACUCACUACAAGAUGGAGUACAAGUGUCGGAUCUGCCAGACAGUGAAAGCCAAUCAGCUGGAGCUGGAGAUGCACAUCCGAGAACACCGCCUUGGCAACCAUUACAAGUGUGACCAGUGUGGCUACCUGUCCAAGACCGCCAACAAGCUGAUUGAACACGUGCGUGUCCACACCGGCGAGCGCCCUUUUCACUGUGACCAGUGCAGCUACAGCUGCAAACGCAAAGACAAUCUCAACUUGCACAAGAAACUGAAGCAUGCUCCGCGCCAGACUUUCAGCUGCGACGAGUGCCUGUUCAAGACUACCCACCCUUUUGUCUUCAGCCGCCAUGUGAAGAAGCACCAGAAUGGGGACUGCUCCGAAGAGGAGAAGAAGGGCCAGUUUUCAACCUCCAAGGAAGCCAGUCCACUCCUUCCAGUGAACAGCUCCAGAAACCUCCUGUCGCCCCUCUCAGUUAUGUCUGCCUCCCAGGCUCUGCAAACAGUGGCGAUGUCAGCUGCACACGGCAGCGGGACAGAGCCAAACCUGGCAGUGAAAGCCUUGGCCAUCAACGGCACUUCCCUGUGCUUUGAUAAAUACUGGAACUCAGAGUAUGCCCACCUUAUUCCUUUAACAAUGUUUUUCCCCAAAAACCACUACGAGCUCACAUUCCAUCCACCCAGACCUCAGACUGCACCAGGAGGUGCCUCCUCACCUAAACACUCCUUCCUUGCCUACCUUGGACUAACAGAAAGGGCAGAAACUGUCUGAGGGCAGUUACAUUCUGUACCAAAAAUACCCCAACAAACCCAGCAGGUAUACAUUGCUGCAAAACGUAGACCCAAGAGGUAACGAACACUUGUACUAUAUCAUUAGUAAGAUUUAGAAAAUGGCUCUGUGUGUAUACUUAUUGCAUUGACAUGAAAGCUGCUUUAUUAAAUCUUCAAGAGGUGACCUACUGCAUACUUCUACCUUCAGAGGCAUGUUCCCAGUACUCUUAUCUAAGAAACUAUUUUGUCUUGUUAAGCUGAAAAAAAAAAAGAGUGUCCUUAAUGGCAAUCAGCACUUGUAAGAUUACAUAUUGAUGCAUUUUAUUUUGGGGCUUGGUGUGCCUGCGGGUGCGUGGAAGAGAGCCUGCCUGUAGCGUGCCAUGACAUUGCUUUUGCACAUCCCUUGUACUGGCUUAUUUAUUUAUUAUUCUUUUCCCCUUUUCACACACAUGCUCCCUCCCUUCUCUCCCGUCUCUCCCUGAACUGCAGAGUUGUGGAAGGAGUAACGCUUGGUUCAGGGCGGGUUGGUCUAUUAUUUCAGUGCUGUUUGCAGCUUCCUUCAGUUGUUUGAUGCCUUGUGCUCACUCAGUUGUCAAGGUUUGAGGAUUUGGGGUAAAACUGAGGAGGAAAAAGUUGCUUUCAGCACUGCAGGAUCAGAGCAUGACAAUGAAACGUGUGUGUAUGUACGUGCACGCAGGCGCAGUGUGUGCAGUCUACGUGCUCACACAGCAGGCCCGAUUCUUAACUGUUACACAGGUGUAACAAACACCCACCUCUGGGCCAUAGCAUACAUCUUUUGUUUUAAAAGGGCAUAUAAAUAUUAUAUAUAUAUAUACUGUAUUAUGCAGUGGUUACCUUUUAGUUUGCAGGAACAACUUGUAUAACUAGAAUCCUAUGGUGGAAAAAAAGAAAAUCCAGCAAGGGGAUUAAAAAAGGGUAUGGAUAAAUUCUGGGUAUAAAUACUCAGACUAAAAAAAAAAGGCAGUUUUGCACAGUGCUUUAGUCUUGCACUAGUUUGUUUCUCACUUGCAAAAAAGAAAAAAAAAAGAAAAAAUCCCAAAUGUGGGCUGAAGGUAAGAUGACUGUUCAUUUGAAAAGGUACCAAUAACUUCUUUGAAAUAUAAAGCUAUAAAAAGAUGCUGUUUGAACCACACAGUUCUCUUUUAUACCCUCAGUAUUUCAACUGUACUUGCAAAUUCUACAGUCCUGUUGCUACCCUCCGUGUUAUUAGUAAUACUUUAUUCCUUUUUGUUAAUGGCAGACAGAGUGGACACUGCUAGGAAGCUAACUUUAUACUUAGUUAACACUCCUACUCAUGGUCAUUAGAAUGACAUGUUAUAUGUAGCACUUUAUUGCAGGAAGAAGCAAACGCAGAUUGGUUGUAUAACCAUUGUUAAUCACAAAAUGCCAGGAGUGAUCUUAAUUUCCAAGAAGCUAACUGACUGUAAAUGGAUUUGUGUUUCUUAGACAGCUGAAUAUCCAGGAAGGAAGAUCAGGAUUAAAAAUACUCUGCAUUAAAAUUGGAAGUAUAAAAUACGAAACAUAUCAAAGUUAUCACAUGACUUACAGGAAUGCUUUCUUACUGGACUGUUGUUUUCCGUGGCAUCUCUUGGAUUCAGAUCUCGCUGUCUUUUCACCAGGAAUUAGAAAUGUCUGACCUGGCUUGUGUCAGAGUCCCCUCUCCGUCCCUUGGCCAAGCCGCUCUAGGAGGUACCCUGGGUCACAUCUAACACACCGUCCAUCCACCCCCAUGCUGUCCUAGAGGAAUGGCCUUCUGCAGGCUGCUGUGGCAUGGGGGGAUACGACAGGCCAACCCCUUGUUCGUAACAGCACGAAAGCAAGUUCAGGAAGGCAUUUCUGGUCCACAAGGGCUCUUAGCCAUAUACACAACUAGAAACAGAACUCAAUCUUCGUUAGUUUGUACAUGAAACUUGUGUAGAAAAACUUUUUUGAUGCAAAACUCAUGAUUUAACCUGUCUGCAAGAUUCCUACAUUUGUUUUGCACUGAGAUCGCCAAACAUUCUCCACUGUCAUGACCAAACUCUUCCUGUUUGGGGAGGACAUCCUAAUGUGUUCACUCUUCUUAACAUACUGGAAGCUACUUACAAGGGGGAAAUGUCCAAAAUAGUAGGAGGUCAGCAUUUGGAAUUAUUAAUUAAAGAAGUCCCACCAUUUUGUUUACAUUCCAGCAGGCAGUUUUGGUUCUACCGAGCAUGUGGCAGUUCUGUCUGUCUCCGCAGUAAGGCAAAGCCAUCUGUUCCAAGGUAUGUACAAAUGUCUGUAAGCAACCUACCGAACUCAGGGCCCUGUUUGCCAUGCUUUACUCCAUCAGAACUCCCGAUAACACACACACACACACAUCCCCCCCCAGAGGACAGACAAAAUAGAAAAUGCUGGGUUAGUAAAUACGCAAAGCAUAAAAAAUUGAGUGGCUUGCCAGCAUGAAAUGUGCAGUCUGCAUCCAGAAACUAUACCUGGUCUUUGAAAUACACCCAGUGCGUAGAUCUCUGACCCCACCAUAGAUGAGCAACCACUUCCAAAUCAAAAAGCUUAUGUUCCAAACCAGCAGGUAAAGUACAACAGGUGAAGUCUAGGAGGAGGACGUAGGAAUAUUAGUAGGACACUUUAUGUAAACCGAACAGCAGUUUAAACAGGGCUGGAACUUCCAAGAAUGAGCUGUCAGCAUGCAACGAUGUUCGCUGUACCAGUAUCUGAUCUAGUAAUGUUUAAUGUACCUGGGAAUUUGUUUAGCACUUUGGAAAGGAUAAAUCAAUUCUUUCUGGCAAGUUAUAGAAGUUUUCUCUGUAAGGAAAAGUGUGUGAGGAGGUUUUUAUUUUUUUAAGGAAAAAAAAAUACAGUAUUUAUCAGAGCUCCUGCAUAUUAAAACAAUUGGUUUGCAGUUCAAGGCUGAAGAAUGUUCUCCAGAGGUUCCCCCCACUGACUAAUGACCAACAGUUCUGAUCAAUUCCCCCCCACCAUGAAGGUAAUUUCAUACUAGUUUUCACUAUGCAUUCUUUAAGGAAAGCUAGCAUGGUUUUCCAUUCGGUAAUUCAGUUAAUGUUCUCAGCACUUUCUUCUGUCUCUUUUUUUUUACUACUUCUAUUAUGUUCAACUAUCAUUCUGUCAAGGUUUGUGUACAUUAAUAAAAAUUUGUAUUGUAUAAAGCUUUUUGCAUUAUAAGGCUGUACAGGGUCAUUUUGACAGUAACUGGUAUAUUUCUUUGCAUCUUACGUUGCAUUGCCAAUUUCUAGUGUAUCCAGUUUGGAAGUACAAUAUACUCUAAUUAAAAAGGUUGGCUAUA